Molecule: messenger RNA, 1517 nt
Organism: Umbelopsis ramanniana AG
Lineage: Eukaryota; Fungi; Mucoromycota; Umbelopsidomycetes; Umbelopsidales; Umbelopsidaceae
Exons: 9
Coding region: 28-1401 (457 amino acids)
Biological process (GO): protein import into nucleus; poly(A)+ mRNA export from nucleus
Cellular component (GO): nuclear pore
Molecular function (GO): structural constituent of nuclear pore
Source: RefSeq, a predicted model, not a curated record
CGCUCAAGCUAUAGACCUCUUAUUAGCAUGCCCGUGACAUUGAAGCAGCUCUUUGAGAAGUCUCAGCUUCUGACCACUUCGGUCAACGAAAGCGAAUUACCAUACAUUGAGCGCCGCCUGGACCAGAUAGAAUCGCAGUCCAAGAAUCUCCUGGACGAGACUUCAAAGCAUCCUCAAAAGCCACACGACAUUAACAGCAGAGCACACUUUUUACUGGCCAGUGCUGGUGUCAAUACCCAUCAACUUGUUAACGAUCUCAACGCCAUUCAACUCGACAAGUCGCUUGAACCCGUCGCCUCAUUGUACAGUACCGAUAUUGAGGGUUUCCUUAGACAUGCUCAUCAAGAUACGGUAGUUAACGUGUUAGACGACAGUCAGGGCUUGCCUGGUUGUGAAACUGUAAAGGAUAUUCUUGAAGAGCAAGCGAAAGAUGAUAAUAAUAGCGAUGCAUCGAAGGGUAAUCAAAUGGAAGGAGUUGCACAAGAUACCUGGAAGUUGCCAACAUACACGAAGGGAUCCAAUUUGCUGGCUGCUAUCCGAAAACGGAAUUUGCAAGCUAUGGCAUCCAGCCAACCAGAUAGUAAAAAGACCGAUCAGACCGCCAUUUCACAACAAGCAAAAGAUUCAACAGCAUCACUAGACUCCAAACCGGCGAAUGCAUGGCAACUCAUUGAUCGGUUAUUGGCAGCGAAGACCGAUGCGCAAAACGAUCCUCAACAGGUACAACAGAAUAUGGCGCUUGUUAAGUCAUCCAAAGCAUUUCUGGAAGAGCAAUUCUUGCUGUUUGUGGAUGAUACUCUCUCGAAACAUGUCUUGGAAGCCAAGAUCGGCGGUAUACCGUCAGUUGCGAACAGGAUCCGUGGCUAUAUGAAUAUUGCCUUGAAGCGAUCCGGUUUCUGGACUACACCAAGACUGGAGGUGCUGCAUGACAUUCCCAUAUGGGCAUACGUAUUCUUCCUCUUCCGCGCAGGCCGCGCAGACGUUGCAUUGGAAUUUGUGGGUCGUAAUGAAGCAUUGUUCAAGACAGAGCCACAGUUUAUAUACUUUUUGCAGGAAUACCUUGCGGAUCCUAAUCACAUAACAUCCAAACACACUCGAAAUAUCAUACUCGAAUCAUACAGACGUCUAUGCUAUACCGGCCAGGGAAGUGACCCGUACAAGAUUGCUCUCUAUAAGAUAUUGGGCAGAUGUGAACUGUAUAAGAAGAACUUGCCCGAAGUUACCCCAAGCAUUGAAGAUUAUCUUUGGCUUCAGCUGUCGACUAUACGGGAAUUCCCCAACUCCAUGGACUCUGGAACAGACAUGUACACAGUCAAGGACUUGCAGACUCUGUUAAAACAAUACGAGCCUCAACUUCGAAACAGAUCCAACCCCAAUAUUAUUACCAAACCCAACCCAUAAAAACAAAUCCCUCCCACUCGCUCUUUUUUUUCCAAUGUCAAAAAUUUAAUACACAGUUGAGAUGAUUGGUAUCAAACACAAACAAAUGAUAAAAGUGAUGUGCGAUGUGUGUCUAU